UCCGCGCUUCUUUCCGUUCCGACCCCUUUCUCCCUCCGCCCCGGUUCCCUCGUCCGCUCUUUGGCCCACGUGCGGGUUUAUUCUGGUUUUCACCUUGAACGUUUGCCGUAAAACUUUGGACCAAAUGUCGUCGCCGAUCGAGCAGAUGAGGACGAACGUGGGGAAGCUCCUGCGCGGAAUUGACCGAUACAACCCAGAAAACCUUGCAACGCUGGAGCGCUAUGUGGAGACACAAGCUAAAGAAAACUCCUAUGACCUGGAGGCCAACCUGGCUGUCCUGAAGCUGUACCAGUUUAACCCCGCCUACUUCCAGACUCAGGUGACCUCACAGAUUCUGCUGAAGGCGCUGACCAACCUGCCACACACCGACUUCACUCUCUGCAAGUGCAUGAUUGACCAGACACACCAGCAAGAGGAACGUCCCAUCAGACAGAUCCUCUACCUGGGGAACCUGCUGGAGACAUGUCACUUCCAGAGCUUCUGGACGAGUCUUGAGGAGAACAGGGAGCUCAUCGACGGCAUUACUGGUUUUGAGGACUCCGUUCGCAAGUUCAUCUGCCAUGUAGUGGGCAUUACCUACCAGACAAUUGAGCACCGGUUACUGGCCGAGAUGUUGGGAGAUCCGCUGGACACACAGGUGAAAGUUUGGAUGAACAAGUACGGCUGGACAGAGAAUGAAGACGGUCAGAUCUUCAUCUACAGCCAGGAGGAGAGCGUCAAGCCCAAGAACAUCGUGGAGAAGAUCGACUUUGAGAGUGUAUCUAGCAUCAUGGCUACAUCUCAGUGAUGCAAACAAACACACACACACACAUCAUUACACACAUCAGUCAAGGCAGAUUUAACUAGAUAAUUUGUUUUCAUAAACACACUUUUCUCAAUAAAAGUAAUUUAUCAUUUACA
This is a messenger RNA of Scophthalmus maximus (turbot), 900 nucleotides long. It is a transcript of the gene eif3k, whose product is annotated as eukaryotic translation initiation factor 3, subunit K. The record is from RefSeq and is a predicted model, not a curated record. Gene Ontology annotation, cellular component: eukaryotic translation initiation factor 3 complex; cytoplasm. Gene Ontology annotation, molecular function: translation initiation factor activity; ribosome binding. NCBI's taxonomy places the organism in Eukaryota, Metazoa, Chordata, Actinopteri, Pleuronectiformes, Scophthalmidae. The transcript has 8 exons. Bases 125 to 787 code for a protein of 220 amino acids. Gene Ontology annotation, biological process: regulation of translational initiation.